Daphnia magna is the source of this 1746-nucleotide messenger RNA. RefSeq names its product alpha-(1,3)-fucosyltransferase C. Gene Ontology annotation, molecular function: alpha-(1->3)-fucosyltransferase activity. Bases 205 to 1383 code for a protein of 392 amino acids. Lineage: Eukaryota; Metazoa; Arthropoda; Branchiopoda; Diplostraca; Daphniidae. Gene Ontology annotation, cellular component: membrane. The record is from RefSeq and is a predicted model, not a curated record. The transcript has a single exon.
UUAACCGUUCACUCUGUUGUGUCUGGCUUAAACCUUUGAACGCCGAAGGUAAUAUUUGCCUGUAUUAUAUUCAUCAAUCAUCGCGGGCGUACGACGAUUUCGAAAUACCUUGUGCUCAAUCGUUGGAUUCUGUUUAGCCUUAUCAGUGUCCAUAUUCUGUCCAACGGAUUUCCAUCAUUCGGCAUUUCUGAACCGCUGCCUGCCAUGUUCACUACAGUGAAAUCUAAAAAGGUUUUAUUAGCAUUAUCGGUGAUAAAUGGAUCACUUAUCCUGUUGCUCUUAAUUCAUCUAGACGAUAUUUUCUCAAAAGCAUCGUAUAGAACGAAUGAAUUUGAUAAUCGUAAAAAUAAAACUAUUCUGAUAUGGAACAGUCCUCACAUUGUUGACACUUUAAGCUUCGGCUACGGACACGAACCUUUCAUCGAGCAUCAAUGUCCAGUUUCCGACUGCAUAGUUUUCGACAACUCUUCGUCGUUGCCACUCGAAGAGUACGACGCCAUUUUGAUCCACGUGCAUGAAUUGUGGAUGACGCACAUGCCGACGUUUUCCCGAAACAAACACCAACGCUUUGUGUUUCUAACACAAGAAUCGCCAAACUCAAUGACCAACCUCGACGUCACCACGAUGGGCAACGUGUUUAAUUGGACGAUGAGUUACAAAUUAAACUCAGAUAUCCAGAUGCUUUACGGGCGCAUCCACCCGAGAUCAACGGCUCCAAAAACUCGGGAUGAGACGCGCCAAAGGAUUAGAGAAACUCAAUCGGCUAAAAAUUAUGCAGCCAACAAAACUGGGCAAGUGGCCUGGAUGGUAUCUCAUUGCAACACACCUGGCCAAAGAGAGACCUACGUCACCCAGCUGAGAAAGUUUAUUCCCGUCCACGUUUACGGUGCCUGUGGCAAUUUUAGGUGUCCCCAUAGUAAAAUGUCCAAGUACAUAUCCGAUCCGCAAUGCUACGCGAUGCUGGAAUCAAAGUAUAAAUUCUAUUUGUCGUUUGAAAAUUCUAUAUGCAAAGAUUACGCCACUGAAAAGUUUUUUGAAGCAAUGAAUCGUCGAUUGAUACCCAUCGUCUACGGCGGUGCCAAUUACAGUCAAAUCGCUCCUGUUCAUUCGUACAUCAACGCACUUGAAUAUAGUCCGGAAGAAUUGGCCAACUAUCUAAAAAUCCUUGAUGCAAAUGACACUCUCUACAACGAAUUUUUCUGGUGGAAAGAUCAUUACGAGGUAGAAAGUGGAGUGCAUCAGAUGAGUCGUCAUGGUUUCUGCGAUUUGUGCAAAAAACUCCACCACGAUGAAGGUGUUAUCAAGUCCUACACGGAACUUGAGUCAGAUUGGCUUCCUAGUACACAGUGUAAACGAAUUUCAAGAGAUAUUUUAUUUGGGUAACAAUCGAUUUGUAUAACUUUCGAUGCCUACUCUGCACUUCAUUUUUUCAACUAAUAUUAUGAGAUAGCUUCAAAUAUCACCGAGCCAUUUUAUUCAAUCAAUUUGCGUGGUUUGCAAGUGUUUUUAUAAGAAGCUACACAGCCUUUAAAUCCAACAAGAGCAGUGAACCCAACAUGAUGGCAUAAAAGUCUGGCUGAAGCAGUGUGUAUCCAGCUCUAUGAAUUUGAAGGAAAUUAGCAUGUAAUUGGACAUCAUAUUUGUCGUGAAUCGAGUCGGAAAUUAUGGUGACCGACAACAAACGGAAAACAGCCAGCUUCAUGUAACACAUGUUUUUACAAUCAAUAAACGAUAUCUAUAAACGUA